Molecule: messenger RNA, 1502 nt
Organism: Thalassophryne amazonica
Lineage: Eukaryota; Metazoa; Chordata; Actinopteri; Batrachoidiformes; Batrachoididae
Gene: hoxc1a
Product: homeobox C1a
Exons: 2
Coding region: 306-1115 (269 amino acids)
Biological process (GO): regulation of transcription by RNA polymerase II
Cellular component (GO): nucleus
Molecular function (GO): RNA polymerase II cis-regulatory region sequence-specific DNA binding; DNA-binding transcription factor activity, RNA polymerase II-specific
Source: RefSeq, a predicted model, not a curated record
CCACGCAGGGCCUCAGAGUGCCUACUGAUGGUGUUGAUGAACUUCUCUCUUUGGCUCCGAGCCACAACCCUCUGCUGGACGUUGGACUUCAGUUUUACAACUUGUUCGCUGUGCUUGUCUUUCCUGAUGACAGAGAUGUCCAGCUAUUGGCCGAGACCAAGAGGGCACGUCAUCUCCAUCAAUCAGGGAACCGCGUUUCUCCACUGAGCAAUGUCCCCACGGUGGUCCACGCGUUACUGGGACGCAUGAGAGGCCGUGCAUGAAGUGCAACCCCGUCCAAUGAUUAUGCGGGGGGAGAGGUGAUAAUGAGCACCUAUCAAGGGGAGAACAGUUCUCUGUUCACGGGCUGCUGCCGAGCAAAAGAGGUCAUAACGCGGGACAGGGGCUGCAGGACUCAUCCUGAACUCUGCAUCCGUGAGGACGGGACCCCGCGGGGGGAAGUUGCCUCGAGAUUUUUUCUCUUCGACAGCAACGCUUUGACUCUGUGCACCACUCCAGCCAGCCCUCCACGACCGCGCGAGACUCUGGGCUCCUUGCCCCACUCGUCUCGUGUCCCCCGGCGGUGCAGGACGCAGGGGCAGAGCUCUCCAGGGCGCACGAGCCGCGGCGCGUCAAAUAACUACAACAGCGAGGCGCGUUCCGGUUUUGGGUCACUUGCAGAGCAAAUUCAAAACUGCUCUGGUAAUAGCCACGCCGCCGUGGGAGGAUCAGCCAGUUGUGACAUAAAUGGCAUGGAUGAACGGAGUGAAACUUUUGAGUGGAUGAAAGUGAAGAGGAGUCAGCACCGCGCGGCCAGGACGCACAUGUCCUGUGAUCUGGGUGUAGGCGGCCUCGGACUGUGCCACGCGGGGACCGGGACCCCGCGGAUCACCUUCAGCACCAAACAGCUGACCGAACUGGAGAAGGAGUUCCACUUCAACAAGUACCUGACGCGCACCAGGAGGAUGGAGAUCGCGUGCGCCCUGCGCCUCAGCGAGACGCAGGUGAAAGUUUGGUUUCAGAACAGACGCACGAAGCAGAAGAAACUGCGGAGAGACGGACUGCUCGGCGGCGGCGGGCCCGCCGUGCCACCGCCGCGUCGUGCGCACGCACGGGCUCGCCAAAAAUACACCUGAUCGCCUCGUGCUGCUGCUGCAGAUGCAGAUGUUUUGGCUGUCGUUUGCAUCGAUUCCACCCAGACUGCGCCUUUAUUUGCUUUGCGCGACGGAUCCUUGUCGCAAACAAUGGAAAGUUUCUUCAUGCAAGAAUGAGUCAGAACAAUCUGUCAUCCUGCCCGGCUUCAGACAGGCUCCGAGCAGCGUCUCAUUUGAAUAUUAAAAUCCAUUCUGUUGCGCUGCUAUCAACACAAUGUAAACGAAGAAACAAAACUCUUUUAAUUGGCCAUGAAAACUGUGACGGUUCGUGUGUUUAUUUCUUUUGCGCAAUUUCUUCAACUGAAGUCACUCGAACACAUUUAUUCUGCGGUUAACGUGACCCCGCAUUUCAAAACAAACAAACAAAAA